Penicillium subrubescens is the source of this 1535-nucleotide messenger RNA. RefSeq names its product endosulfine family protein. Bases 238 to 756 code for a protein of 172 amino acids. The record is from RefSeq and is a predicted model, not a curated record. Gene Ontology annotation, cellular component: cytoplasm. Lineage: Eukaryota; Fungi; Ascomycota; Eurotiomycetes; Eurotiales; Aspergillaceae. The transcript has 3 exons. Gene Ontology annotation, molecular function: protein phosphatase inhibitor activity.
GUGUCUUUCGAAGCCCCGCGUUAUCGACAGUCCCCCGACUCCGUUUGGAUUUCCGCACCGCCAACUCAACUUCAUCCACUUCCUCUUCUUCCUAUCUCCCAACUUCUUCUCUCCUUCACUCUUGAUUAUCGAUUUCUCUCAACCAUCGGUCUUUGCUCAUCCACACACAAACAUCUACUUUACCAUUUCUGCCCCCUCCCGCUUUGUGGCACUUCCACUCCCCCAACACCAUCCACCAUGAAUCCCCACCAGCAGAACAAAGUCGAUAUCAACUCGAUGAGCCCAGAGGAGCAGCGUCUGCUGCGUCUCUACGGCAAAAUGCCCACCAAGAAAGAUCUCCUCCAGAACAAGCUCAAGGAGCGCAAAUACUUCGACUCGGGCGACUACGCCCUCAGCAAAGCUGGCAAAGCCUCGGAUGUCGGCGUCACCAGCAUUGGCUCCCGCCACCCGGUCCCGGAGAACAUCCCCCAUCUCACUGCGACUUCGCCAGGUGCCGCGAACCCCGGUGGCUCCGGCAAUGGAGGUAGCAUGGCAGGCAUCGGCCAACAGAUCCCCGGCAGCAUCAGCGGACACCCAGGCUCGAUCGGCUUCCAGAGCCGCUCGCCCGUGAAGGAGGGUAGUUACCUGCACCGUGGAUCGAGUCUCAGUGAGGGCUCGAUGGGUAUGGAUGACAAUGGCGCUGGUAGUAGCAAUGAGGGCAAGGAUCCCAGUGUCAGCCCACCACCCGCAAGGGAAGGUGUCCCCAUCCGCCAGUGAUGUAGGGAUGGAGAGGACAGAUGAGGUGUAUUGUCUGAGCUGUUACCGGGUAGAACCUGGUUCAGACUUGAGACUUGAUUUGUUCCUGAUGGAGCAUUUACAUUGCAUGGCUUCUUUGGUACCCCGCUUUGAUUUUUGUUUUUCUUUUGUGGAUUCCCACUGUUUUAGGUUGGGUCUGGGAGGGAUUGAGGGUUUAUCUCGAUCUGCUAUCUGCGAUAUGAUACUAUGUUUCUCUUUUUUUGGUCUUUUCGGGUUCAAAAGCCUGGCGCUAUGGGAUUGUUAGGUUUUUUUACUUUUGCGAGGUGGUGCACUGCGGGACAGGGCAAUUGUUGGACAGCUGGGAAAACAAAGCAAGUGAAAAACUCAUCUUGAAAACACAUAUUGAAAGGGAAUGAGAAGAAAUUACCUGGAAGGAGAGAGACUACUGGGACUGGACACGGGUAUGGGUAUGGGAUAUCAAGGCCGAGGUACUCAUGCAUACUUGAAGAAGUAUAUUCGCCCAACACCCGGAACGUCCUUGUGCCCAGGUCAUCGAUUCAAUUCUUAUUAUUUCCUUACUUUCUUCAGCUUGUUUAUACUUGAGUUCAUGCGAUAUUCAUCUCCAUCUCCAUCUUCAUCUGUAUUAUUGUUACUCGUUACUGUCAUUCCAUCUCGGACGUUUUCUUUUCUAAACAAUUUGCAUAUUACGCUUACGCUUACGCUGUAUCUGUUUCUCGUUUCUCCUUCUCGAGUUGAUCUGCUUUGUUGCACUAGUCAUGCUUCUGUUUCUUUUAGUUUCC